Molecule: messenger RNA, 730 nt
Organism: Pneumocystis carinii B80
Lineage: Eukaryota; Fungi; Ascomycota; Pneumocystomycetes; Pneumocystales; Pneumocystaceae
Product: 40S ribosomal protein S5
Exons: 5
Coding region: 34-672 (212 amino acids)
Biological process (GO): ribosomal small subunit assembly; translation
Cellular component (GO): ribosome; cytosolic small ribosomal subunit
Molecular function (GO): structural constituent of ribosome; rRNA binding; mRNA binding
Source: RefSeq, a predicted model, not a curated record
AACCUAUAUUUGAAAAACCAAAAAAUUUCAAGUAUGGCAGCUCUUGUUGCAGAGGAGCCUCUACAAACACACUGUAUUUUGCCUAAAGAUAUUGAAGAUGAAAUAGGCCAGAUUAAGCUUUUUAAUAAGUGGAACUUUGAGGACGUAGAAAUAAAGGAUAUAUCAUUGACGGACUAUAUUCAGAUCCGUCAGCCUCAAUAUCUUAAUCAUACAGCUGGGAGAUAUCAAGUAAAGAGGUUUCGGAAGGCACAAUGUCCUAUUAUUGAGAGAUUAACGAAUUCUCUUAUGAUGAAUGGCAGGAAUAAUGGGAAGAAGCUUAUGGCAAUGCGAAUAGUCAAACAUGCAUUCGAAAUAAUAUAUAUAUUAACCGACCAAAAUCCUAUUCAAGUUGUAGUAGAUGCAAUUGUUAAUUGCGGGGUUCGUGAGGAUUCUACUAGAAUAGGAUCAGCGGGUACGGUUAGACGACAGGCGGUUGAUGUAUCACCGUUACGUAGGGUUAAUCAGGCCAUAGCUUUAAUUACAAUUGGGGCUAGAGAAGCGGCAUUUCGAAGUAUAAAAACUAUUGCAGAAUGUUUAGCAGAAGAAUUAAUCAAUGCGGCAAAGGGAUCAUCUAAUUCAUAUGCAAUAAAAAAGAAGGAUGAGUUAGAGCGUGUUGCAAAGAGCAACAGAUAAGGGAUUUAAAAUAUUUAAUUAUUUGUAUUUCAUAGUUUUAAUAAAGGGUAUAUUUUAU